Molecule: messenger RNA, 2170 nt
Organism: Ipomoea triloba (trilobed morning glory)
Lineage: Eukaryota; Viridiplantae; Streptophyta; Magnoliopsida; Solanales; Convolvulaceae
Product: altered inheritance rate of mitochondria protein 25-like
Exons: 12
Coding region: 296-1582 (428 amino acids)
Biological process (GO): plasma membrane phospholipid scrambling
Cellular component (GO): plasma membrane
Molecular function (GO): phospholipid scramblase activity
Source: RefSeq, a predicted model, not a curated record
CCGGUUUAGCCAAACUGAUUUGUCGUACGCUUUUGGAGCUUUCUACAAUGAUACCAUCGUUUUUGCAAAUUUCAUUCCAAUUUUUUUUCAUUCAUCUUGAUUCUUGAUCGAUGGUCGAUACGUAAAUUUUCUUUCAAUUUAUACGGGCUGAAAUCUUGCAUUUCUUCGCCUUCUUCUCCGGUGGGCAGGAACACAACACUCUCAAAUCUCAGACUCCGACACUAAGAAAACCUCACUCGGCGUUCCCCUUAUCGGUGAAUGAUUACACGAUAAACCCUGUCUUUGGUUUUCUCAAAUGAGCUGGAGGCAGCAUGUGCGCUGUUUAGCCAGAAAAUACAGGUCAUCACAAUGUUUGAUGGCUAACAAGCAAAUGAAUGGGAUUCUGGUUGUUGAAGAGAAUCCUUUCUUUUGGUUGAAACUGUAUAGAGGAUAUGUAUCAUCAAUGUUGCCUUCUCAAACUGAUCCAAGAAACAUAUAUCUUUCCAAAUCGUUGAACUCUGGAAGAAACAUGCUAUCAGUGGUUAAGCUGUCCGGUUCUGUUGUGAGAAAUAUCCAAGGCCUGCAGCAUCCUCUAAUGAUCGUAUCUCGUCAAUUUGGCCAGGGUGCACAAAAUGAUCCUGAUUUGAGCAGAGAUUUUUUUGUACAGCUUUGGGUUGCAGAUAGAAAGAUGAAGCAGUCUGGUGUAAAACGAAGACCAAGAAGUCAUAGAUUUUUGAACGACGGUGAAUCGGGGUCUGAUAGCCAAUUCUUUUCCAAAUUUCCAUCUGGAAGACAUUUCUCUGGUGCUUCUGCUGCAGAGGAAAAAUCCUUUCAAGAAGCAAAGCCAAAUCUUAGACAACCACCGCCUAGCCAAUCUGUGACGGGUAUUCUGCAACCUUCAUCACCUGAGGAGGCUAUGGUUGCUCCUCUUCUUGCUAGAUCCAACUUGCUAAUUACUAGAGAUAUAGAAUGGGCAAAUCUUGUUCUUGGCUUUGAGCAAGAAAACCGAUAUGCUAUUGUAGAUGUAUGCUACCCACAAUCGCCUGCAGGUUAUAUCCGUGAAAAGAGUAAUUUGCUUGCAAGACAGUUGCUUCGCCUAAGACGACCUUUUGUGGCUUAUAUAACUGAUGGUCUGGGUAAUGAGCUUUUCAGGGUACGAAGGCCCUUUUGGUGGAUCACCAGCUCAAUUUAUGCUGAGAUAAAUGGAAAAGAAAUAGGAGUAGUCCACAGAAGAUGGCAUCUCUGGAGAAGAAUUUAUGAUCUGUAUUUGGGUAACGAGCAAUUUGCUGUGGUUGAGAAUCCUGGCUUGUGGAACUGGACGUUUACAUUAAAGGACAUUGAUGGGAAAGUGCUGGCUCAGAUAGAUCGUGACUGGAGGGGAUUUGGUUUUGAGAUUUUUACUGAUGCUGGCCAGUAUGUGAUCCAAUUUGGUAAAGCUGAUUCCAGUAUUGCUCCGGUUGGAGGGAUUCAAGAGUUAGAUGUAGUUCGUCCACUAACCCUCUCUGAGCGAGCAGUAGCUGUUGCACUUGCUAUAUCACUUGAUAAUGAUUACUUCUCAAGACAUGGAGGCUGGGGAAUUCCAUUUGUUGAAGUUGGUGAAUGAACCAUAUUCUGCUAUUGCUUGCAAGUCAUCUGCUUAAGGUGAGGAUUAAAGUAUGCAAAAAGGGGAAAUUCUGUACAGUAAUAUAAAGACGCUUCUAUCUCCUAACCAUGGUGUACUGAAUAGCAAAUCUAUACUACGUUUGAGUCACAAGUCCUGCCAAAUCAAGAGUGAAGUUUGAAAUCAGGUAAAUACACUUGGAUAACAUUCUUAACUGCUGCAAAUGAUAAGGUCUUAUUGAUUGAAUUGAUUAUGGACUGUUGUCAUAUCACAAUGGAAGUUAUUUAUCUAAUUACCAUCAAGCCUCUAUAUUUUUGUCCAAACGAAAAAUUCUCGAUAAAAUAGUUUGGAUUGGCUCAUCUUAUAACACCAGUCAAGCAUACGAAGUUGUGCUGGUAUGGUUAGUCUAUUGACCUUAGCAAGCCAAGAACUUGCCAAUAUUUAGUGAAUUUGCAGAGCCAUAUUCUUGGUUGGGUAGCUAUUUCAACUUGUACAAAUAUGAAAUCUUAAUCUGAUGGAAUUGAAUAUUGGCUCAUGUUUGUUUUUAAUAUCUAAUAUGUAUGAAUGGACAUGGAACAAUAUUAGUUGCUA